AUGGUUCGUCUUGUGGACCUGGCAGUGGCAGCGUCAUUCUUGCUCUUCUCGGGCCCCGUGGUUGCAGAUGUGGAUGGUUGCGUCGGCAACUUUCAAGCCCUCCGCUGCAUGAGACCCGGUCCACUCCCCAAUCCGAACGACCCCAAGGCCCAACGUCAAUUCUUCAACACAGGAUACUCUAGCAGUUGUUGCGGUCACGGAACCGCUUUCACUGACAGCCCCGAUGGAGCUUUUUAUGAUCGAACCGAUCACCUUUGCCCAUAUUUCUAUCGCGUCAAGGCCUCUGACUACGACAUUGCCGACAAGCCCGCUGAUUCUGCGGAUGAGUCCGGUCCAAACUUCGAGAACGUCAAGGUCUACUGGACUGUAGGCAGCGAGGGAUUCCCCUCUCGGGAUGUCCAGUACGAGACUGGCAUCACCUGGUACAAGCUCGACUGGGCAGAUUUGCGGUCUCCUUUCACCUAUAAAUUGACCAUUGUCGCCCAGGAUCCCUACAACUACGUCUUCUACGACGAGACGGGCGAUGGUUAUACUCUUGGUGUUUGGCAAGGUGCUCGCACCCACACUGUUGAAUACAGAUCUCAAAAGCCCACUAUCGUCAGCAUCUCGGGCUCUUAG
Fusarium verticillioides 7600 is the source of this 618-nucleotide messenger RNA. RefSeq lists its product as hypothetical. The transcript is spliced from 3 exons. The coding region runs from base 1 to 618 and encodes 205 amino acids. The record is from RefSeq and is a predicted model, not a curated record. Lineage: Eukaryota; Fungi; Ascomycota; Sordariomycetes; Hypocreales; Nectriaceae.